AUGAGUUCCAGAAUAGAUCCUCGAGUGGUCCGAUUGCUUGAAAAGACAGCUCUAGAAAACUUAUUAAAAACAUACUUUCAAUCGGUAUAUGGAAAAGAUGAAAUCGUAGAGAUGGAGAGAGGACUGAAUAACGCACUAAAGAAAUAUGAAAAUAUAGAAGAAAUCUUCCAGGCCCUGUGGGAAAACGAGAAUGUAGCUGAACCAUACUUGAAAGAUUGCUUGGAUACGCUCUGUGAAGAAUCGUACAAUGCAGGGAGAAACCACUCACCCGAAAGUUUAAUGAUGCUAUCGAAAUUUUUCAUUAAAGUUCGAGAUUGGCGACUAGCCGGUGAAAUUUUGUGGGGAGCAACUUCCCUCGCGAUCCAGAAUUUCAUUACAGAACGUAAUUUGAAUGUUCGUUUAUAUUCCCAUAAUGGGAAAGUUGAUUUUGCCAGAGCACUUUCCGAUGAUAUCGGUAGGAGAUUCGCAGUAUUUGUAUCAUGCCACUCAGGAUUCUACUCUAAUAAUCGAACCGCUCGGCAAAUAAUUUCAGCCUAUGAAGAUGCAAAUGAGUUUAUUCUGUUGCUUAAAGAGUUCAAUUUAACUGAUGAAAAAAAAUUACUUUUGGAAAAAGACAACUUUAAUUGA
Auanema sp. JU1783 is the source of this 627-nucleotide messenger RNA. NCBI's taxonomy places the organism in Eukaryota, Metazoa, Nematoda, Chromadorea, Rhabditida, Rhabditidae. The record is from the annotation of a GenBank genome assembly.